Pieris macdunnoughi is the source of this 600-nucleotide messenger RNA. The record is from the annotation of a GenBank genome assembly. Lineage: Eukaryota; Metazoa; Arthropoda; Insecta; Lepidoptera; Pieridae.
AUGAGUAUGUACACGACAACAAAAAGGUCUAAAUUCAAGUGUCCAGAAGAAGGACCCAUGAACUUUGGGGCCUACGAGGUACCAACCCAGAGAGACUUAGCUUUGAUGGCAAAAAGUAUUUUGCUGAACUCAUAUGAUAGUUACAAUCAACAAUCAAUGCAAUUAUUAAAGGAUAUCAAACAGGCAACAAAAGCAGCUAUGGAGUCUAAAUGUCUUUAUAACAAGCAAAUGUAUGCAAAAUGUGUUAAAAUUGCUGGCAAACAAUGUGAACGGUACACUAAAGAUUCUUUAGCGAAUUUAGAGGCACAAAGAUUGGAUGUUUUAGCACUUACAGAGGAUAAGAUCUGCGCUUUAUCAGAUAUGAAAGCCGAUCCGUUGCACCUAAUUAAACUAAUAGCUCAAGAAAGGGCUACAUUGGACUUUGCACUACCAGGUUUCUUAAUCUUACUGAAUAAUUGUAGUGCCCAUUGUUUAAGAUCAAACGUCGCUUCUAAAAGAAAGCCUUUGAGGCAUAUGACGGAUCAAGAUCUUGUUAUAAGACAUAUUCUCACCAAAAAGAAUUACAUUCAACUCAUAAACGAUUCAAAGCACAAAGCCUAG